Messenger RNA from Aspergillus heteromorphus CBS 117.55, 1220 nucleotides. Its product is annotated as hydroxymethylglutaryl-CoA lyase. The transcript is spliced from 2 exons. Bases 139 to 1203 code for a protein of 354 amino acids. Gene Ontology annotation, biological process: L-leucine catabolic process; ketone body biosynthetic process. NCBI's taxonomy places the organism in Eukaryota, Fungi, Ascomycota, Eurotiomycetes, Eurotiales, Aspergillaceae. Gene Ontology annotation, molecular function: hydroxymethylglutaryl-CoA lyase activity. The record is from RefSeq and is a predicted model, not a curated record.
CACUACUACACUACCGACUGCCCUUCUUCCUCCGACCAGCCAUCGCGUGGCCUGGUUCCUCCUUUCUCCUUCCUUCCUCUCGACUACAUAUUCAUAUCCCAUCCAAUUCAACCUCCCUUCCACACCAGAUCUCCCGAAAUGAUGCACUUCCGACCCCGGCUGGGCCUGUUCUCCGCCUUGCGAACAGCAGCUCCCGCAAGACGCCGCCUUGCGACUGAGGCGCGGUUAAACUCGGACCACGUCCGGAUCGUCGAAGUCGGGCCCCGAGAUGGCCUCCAGAACGAGAAGAAAUUGAUUCCGCUCGAGACGAAGCUCCAGCUGAUCGAGAAGCUGGCCAAGACGGGUUUGACGACAAUUGAGGCGGGUUCGUUUGUGCCUGCGAAAUGGGUGCCCCAGAUGGCCAGCACUGCCGAAAUCUGCGCACACCUCCUCGAAACCCCGCCGGCGUCCCAGAACACCAUCGCUUACAACUACCUCGUGCCUAACGUGCGCGGACUCGAGAACCUGAUCAAGAUCAUGGACGCCAGCGGCUCUGUGGGGCAGCAGGAUACGACUAAGCAAUCGCCGACGACAACCGAGAUCUCGCUCUUCGCUGCCGCAACAGAGGCCUUUUCCAAGGCCAACACCAACUGCACGAUCGAGGAAUCGCUCGAGCGCAUCCGCCCCAUCGUGUCUCUGGCCAAGACGAAAAACAUCCGCGUACGCGGCUACGUCUCCGUGGCGUUGGGGUGUCCGUACGAGGGCCCCGACGUGUCACCCGCCAAGGUGGCGGAUAUCACCGCGACCUUGCUGGAGAUGGGCGCGGAUGAGGUGUCGGUGGCGGAUACGACGGGGAUGGGCACGGCGCCGCGCACGAUGAAGCUCCUGCAGGCGCUGAAGGCGGCCGGCAUUGCCAAUACUGAUCUUGCGUUGCAUUUCCAUGAUACCUAUGGCCAGGCGUUGGUGAAUACGAUCGUGGGGUUGGAGCAUGGGGUCCGCAUCUUCGAUAGUAGUGUUGGUGGGCUGGGUGGGUGUCCGUACUCCAAGGGGGCGACGGGAAAUGUUGCCACGGAGGAUCUCGUGCAUACUGUUCAUAGUCUGGGGAUGCAUACGGGGAUUAAUCUGGAGGAGGUCUCGAAGAUCGGUUCGUGGAUUAGUGGGGAGUUGGGCCGAUUCAAUGAGAGUAGGGCUGGCAAGGCUAUUUUGGCACGCAUGGACCAGUAGGAUGCUGUUUGAUAGGG